Naegleria gruberi is the source of this 687-nucleotide messenger RNA. RefSeq lists its product as uncharacterized. The record is from RefSeq and is a predicted model, not a curated record. Lineage: Eukaryota; Heterolobosea; Eutetramitea; Acrasida; Naegleriidae. Gene Ontology annotation, biological process: protein targeting to ER. Gene Ontology annotation, cellular component: membrane; signal peptidase complex. The transcript is spliced from 2 exons. The coding region runs from base 1 to 687 and encodes 228 amino acids.
AUGGAACUCCAACAACGACAAGGUUUUGCAUUGAAUGAAGAGGAUCAGACUCCAGUCAUACCAUCAGGUGGUGUAGCAACAACAAGUGGCGAUUCAUCUACCUCAUCACCAACCUCAACAACACCAAUUGUUGAACAACAGGAGAGGAAACCAAUUUUAAAUGUCUAUGAUUUGUAUUCUAUUAAAUAUACAUUGGAUUCUGCUGUCCGAUCGAUUCUUUUGGAAGAAAAGGGAUUCAAGGAGGAUACUACUUUGAGUAAUAUUAAAUUAAUUGUUGGAUUUUUGGCUUGUGGAGGUGCUGUUACAGCCUAUUUUACUAAAAAUCCACUCUAUGCUUUGUUUUUAUGUAUUGCUUAUGUAACUGUUAUAUUCUCCCUCACACUCAAUGGUUACUUUUUCGAACAAGGUACAUUCCUUUUGGCUUACUCAAUGCAAUACGGAUAUGUGAGAAUUGAAAGUGAUGUCUAUGAUGAAGAUGAAGAAGAAGCUCAAAAGAGAAAUUGUCCAAAAUAUCAAAUUUCGGUUCAUUUCCCAACCUUAAACUCGCUCUUCUCCAAGUAUAAAGCAUCUUCCUGCACAGUCCAUCACUCCUGGUAUGUGAAUGAUCUUUUUGAUGAAUUCGGAGCAUUUGACAAGAAGGAAGUAAGGCAAGCAGUGACUGAUUUGAUCAAGAGAAAGGGGCAAUAA